Molecule: messenger RNA, 1710 nt
Organism: Fusarium coffeatum
Lineage: Eukaryota; Fungi; Ascomycota; Sordariomycetes; Hypocreales; Nectriaceae
Exons: 1
Coding region: 1-1710 (569 amino acids)
Source: RefSeq, a predicted model, not a curated record
AUGGCUUUCCAUCAACCGACUCGACAGUCGGUUCAACGCGUUGUACGGCCUCCAGCCGACGAACAGGAAGUUCCUCGAAGAGAGGCGCCUAUUGUCCAAGAGCGCCAGCCAGAUGAGUCGCAGGCAUGGGUACUAUUUGCGCCGACUGAGGUGACGACAACGUCAUAUCUCACCGAAACAGACCAUUCAUUACAAACUCCCGGAAGGUCAAGAGUUGGUGAUUUGGGAAGUCUGAACCCGACUGCGAAAUCGGAGGAUGCGUCACGCCAAUCCGCUUCAGCAUCUGCUCUCGACGAUGAGGAAGACGCUGAGCUGGAUAGUCUAGAUGGGCAUUUACCUGGCUUUCGUUCGAUACCCGCGGUGCAUUACCAGCAACAGGAGGGUGAUAAUCAAGCAUCUGGUCCCGUGUUUCCUAGCCACGACGGGCUAGGAUCCUUCCAUCUUGAUCAACCGACGUUGGGCGCCGAGGCCCAGGACCACAUUUACCAGUUCGAGCGCUUCAACCCUAGACGGCAGUUUCAACGAAAGGAGAGCUAUGAUUUGAGGCAACUCGAUGUGGAACAUGACCAAGUACAUGAAACAGAAAAGCGCCAAAGAAUCGAAGCAUGGCGUCUGGAGCACAGUCGAGUACUGCUCGGCGAGAUCCAACGGGAGACAAGGAGGAGGCGCUUUUCUCAAGCCUCUAUUCCCAAGCGACCAUCUUCUAAUGUGCCUUCUGUAGCCUCGGCUCUAGCAUAUGAUGGGGAGUCAGAUAACAUGACGUGGCACGAUGAGGACGCCAUCACGACACCCACCGAUUCAGAAGGCAUGUUCACUAAGGUUACCAAGAAAUUUCUACGAGAUUUCGUUGGAAUGGACGAACACUCAAUCUCAGUUAUGCUGGGAGAAAUUGAGCCUGAGAGUAACGAGGAUCUAUCUUCUACACCCCGCGCCUCUCAGCACUUGGCAUGGGAGUCACAACAAUUCACCAACAGAGAGGAAUGGCAAUUGAAUAUGCUCGAGACGAUGUCCAGAGAGCUCGGUUCAAUCGUGAGCCAUAUCUCGCAUCACCCAGGUGCAUUCUCAACAUAUACUCGAGUGCAGCAAAUGCCGUUGCCUUAUGCCGGACUACCAAUCAUCCCAGAGACCAAUUCCUCUCACUCCGCUACAGAAAACAUCCGACCUACCGAACCCGAGCAAUCAUCAUUUCCUCAAUUUAAACCAACAAUGCAGCCUUCUUCACAGCCUAUCGAUGUCCUUGGCAGGUCAGCCGAACAACCAACUGAGACAGAACGUGCCUCACGACAAGAUACGCCGAUGAGCAAUGCCUUCACCCAGGAGGAGUGGGAGAAAGAUUUGGAUAUGAAGCUCGUAUUCCGUUAUCUACGCUCUCGGUUCAUGCCACGAAACAGCAACCCGCCUCCUUCUACCCCAGCCCAUCUAGCGACAACAAGUAGUCAAGAUACGGCCGCCAAGCUGGCUCGCGUCCGACAACACCACCCGUUGGUCUCACGCAUGCGGCCUGCAGCUGAGCGUCGAACGUUCAAAGCCACGACGCCCAGCAGUCCAGUGGCGAUCCGACAUCCGAGUAGUUGCGCGAGUCAGAGCACAAGACGAUCAGCUCGACGGAGCAGCGUCUCAUCACGGCAUUAUUGGGACAUCGGUGGGUCGCUGGGUACGGGUUCAGUGAUUGCGUCCAACGGCCCGAUGGGUAGUUGGGGCGAAGUAUGA